AUGGACAUUUGGGACCAUGAUGAUGAAGAGCAGUCGGUUUUGGAUGCAGUUUCGUCGCUGAACCAAAUCACCGGAGGAUUCAAGGGACUUGGCCGUUUUUUCAAAGAGGUAGCUCAAAGUGCUCGAGCCGAUUCUGACGAUACCACUGACGACUUUUUAGGAUGUAUUAGUAUGAACCUAAGCGAUAUUCCGCCAGAUGGAAUCGAGCAUUGGUUUCCUCUACAACCUCGAUCCGAAAAAAGCAAGGUCUCAGGCAGUGUGAAGUUGAAGCUAUGGCUUUCUACUCGAGAGGAGCGGCUCGGGGCUGAAGAAGACGAUCUGCUCGACGUCAAAGAACACAUUGAGCUUAUGCGGCAGUUUGCUCUCUAUGAAAUUCGCCUCAGUGGAGCUCCCGUGCGACUCUGGGAUGGCGUGUUUCCUGAUAAAGCAAACACUAUUCUGCGACAACAUGCUCUGCAAGGUGAUCUCACUGAAGUCCAUACAGCCAUGUGCCGUUGGCUUGCCUUCCAUUCCAUGAUACCCAUCGAUAUCUCUUUUUCACUACUUGCCAAAACUCUUCAGAAUAUCCAGGAUAAAUGGCAGCCAAUGACGUUGGAUAAGGCUGAGGAAGACAUGUUAACCGCUUCGUUUUCUGCUUUCGACACGUAUUGUAAGCGAUCAUUUGCUGAGCAUCGUCGACGGUUUCAUCCAUCAAAAAGGAAUGCAGCUGAGGAAUUCGCCAGUUUGGUCAGAUGUAUGCGAGCAUUACGGGACUCUCAGUUCUACCAGAAAUAUCUGCCGUACAAGCGGCCGUUUCAUGCUCAUCUAGAGUCACUUAUAAUUAAAAGUGCUGAAGACUUUUUCGAUGAGACUAUCGAGUCCGUACAAGACGAGGAUCCCUGCAAGGAAUUACUCAAGCUAAUGGGCGUGAUCAACGGAAGUUGUUCGAGAUUUCAACAGUAUGCGAACGUUAUACGUGAAGUCGGGCGAAUUGAUUACUGCCAACUCACGCUUUCGACGUGGGAUCGAAUGCUCAAUGAGUACCUCACUUCGGAAAUGAUGAGUGAACGAAAAACUGAUCUACGAUCACAGAUGAAAAUUUCGGCCAAUCAAGAUCCGCCGAAUGAAGAUGAUCUAGUGGAUUUGAUACGCAUACACAUGGCAUUUGUGGAAUUGCGGAAUUAUCGACUAGCCAAUCGAGUACGGGGUAAAGACGAAUCCGAAUGGUACGGUAUAUUCAAUCGAGGCAUUAAGAACUUCCUGGAACUUGCGAAGGAGAAAGCACUGGCACGAAUUUCUCUCAGCUGUCAAUUGGAUGUACCGAUCUGUACUUCGUCCAAUGAUAUGCGACAUUCAAGCAGUCAUAUAGACGUUUGCCACAUCGUCGAACAGAUGACGGUCUGUUGGGAUCGUAUCGACGUCAGCGAGCUUACCCUGAGGAUCGACUACACUAGAGAUUUUGUCGACAUUCUCUGUGACAUAGUGAUCACUUACACCAAAAAAAUCUUUUCAAAUCUCGACGCUGAAGGGUUCUCAGGAGAACUGCAAGUGUUUGUUCCAUCUCCAUUGCUGCAAUUACUAUGUUCGGCAAUCAACAACUGCGAGCAAGUGAGGCGAAGUCUGAUGAUUCACGAGAAGCUCCAUCUGGACGAUUUGGCUAUUACUUACGAAAGAGCUGGGCAUGGAGCUCCCACAUGGAAGACUGCGGUAGAACAGCGUCUGGAGCAAACCGAUGCGACGAUCUGUGCCGAAAUCGACCGAGUUGUUGGUUUGCUGACAUCACGGUUAAAACCUCAAAUGAAGAAACAUGUGUUCCAUCUAGCGUGGAGUCCAACGGCACAUCCGGUUGAGGAUUCGUUAAAACCGCUAACUGAUAUGAUUGACAUCGAACUCUCAGCUGUACAUAAAAAUCUGUUACACAAGAACUUUUUGCGAGUUAUGUCAGCCCAAGUUGGGAUCGUCGUGCAUCUCUUGAAAGAAUGUGUAGACGAAAAUCCUGGGAUGGAGCCAGCCUUUUACCAUCGUCUAUUCGAAGCGUGGCAUGUACUCGUCGACUUUUUCCAUGCAGGUGGUAAAGGCCUUUCAAUGGAGGUAUUGGAGACCUGUCCCCAGCAUGUGGCCCUGGUUAAACUGCUAUCAUUAAAUCAAACACCAACGCAGCAACUUAUUGAGAAGUACUAUAAGGAUCUGCUCAAACAACAAGCUUUGGCCGAGCACAACGCGAACAACGAAGUAAGCGAGUGCAAAUACGGCAUACUUAAUGUGCGGGCUUAUUAUAAUGCGAAUUCACAAACACUUGUACUGGAUGUGAUCGGUGCAAAACAGGUGAUUCCGUUGGAUGCCAACGGACUUUCGGAUCCAUUCGUGGUUAUUCGGCUAGUCCCCAAAUACCGCUAUCCGACACAAGCCGUCAGUAAAACGCGAGUCGUUAGCAAAACUCUGAACCCGAUUUUCGACGAGACCUUCGAAUUCCACAUUCCGCCAAAGCUGCCACCAUGUGCUAUGCUACAUUUCACUGUCAUGGACCACGAUUAUUUGCGAUCCAACGAUUUCGCUGGAGAAGCAUUUCUGGAGCUAGCUGACGUCCCUGGCUUUGGAGUGGCCGGCGGCAAUACUCUUCGACAGUUCAAUCUCAUUCUUAUACAGCCUGUCCAGAAUAAUAAAGAAAUAAUUGAUGUAUUGACGAGCAGAAAAGAAGACAAAGAAGCGUUGGAAUUUCUUCGAUCGAUUACUACGGCUUAUUAG
Ostertagia ostertagi is the source of this 2724-nucleotide messenger RNA. NCBI's taxonomy places the organism in Eukaryota, Metazoa, Nematoda, Chromadorea, Rhabditida, Trichostrongylidae. The record is from the annotation of a GenBank genome assembly.